AUGGACUCCCCCAUUGUGGCCCAGCUCUUCCGGCAGCUGUUCCGCAAUCGUCCAGCAGGAUGUCAAGCACGGCUGCAUCAAUUGCGCAAUGGACUCCCUGCCGUAGCCACCGGCGGGUACAGGUACAGAUACCAGCAGUCAAGUCCGUAUGCCACACGAGCCUCCCGAGACCGCGGCAUGAAGUCAAAUGAAAGCCGGUGGCAGCAAAGAACAAACCUCCUCCCUGAAGACCGAAGAGAGGAAUUCGCCGAGUAUCCGUACAUUUCCAUGUCGGAGCUCAAGAGGCGCAAGGAACGGCCACGAAAAGUGAAGAUGCUCCUCCGUGACUUUAUCGACGACAGCUUAUACAACCCAUCAUACGGCUACUUCUCCAAACAAGCCGUCAUCUUCUCCCCCGGCGAGCCCUUUGACUUCACCACCCUCCGCGACGAUCUGGCCUUCCAAUCCGAACUCGGCCGCCGCUACACCACCUUCGAAGACAACCUCGACGACACCGAAGGCGAGAACCCAACCCGCCAGCUAUGGCACACGCCCACAGAGCUCUUCCGCCCCUACUACGGCGAAGCCAUUGCGCGGUACCUCGUCACCAACUACCGCCUCACGACCUACCCCUACGACGACCUCCUCAUCUACGAAAUGGGCGCCGGCAGAGGCACCCUCAUGCUCAACAUCCUCGACUACAUCCGCGAAGUAGACCCCCAGGUCUACGCCCGCACGCGCUUCAACAUCAUCGAAAUCUCCAGCAACCUCGCCUCCCUGCAGAACAAGCACCUCCUCUCGACCGCCGAAUCCCGCGGCCACAAGGACAAGGUCGAAAUCAUAAACCGCUCCAUCUUCGAAUGGGACCAGUACGUCCCCUCGCCGUGCUUCUUCCUCGCCAUGGAAGUCUUUGACAACUUCUCCCACGACUGCAUCCGCUACGACGUCGCUACGGAGGAGCCUCUCCAGGGCCACGUGCUCAUCGACGGCGACGGCGACUUUUACGAAUUCUACGUGCACGACCUGGAUCCCGUGGCCGCGCGCUUCUUCCGCGUGCGGCACGCAGCCACCAGCGGCAACUAUCCGCGUCCGUAUCCUACGAAUCCCGCGCUGCGGUGGCUGUCCACCAAGAUGCCCUUUGCGGCGAACCUCUCCGAGGCGGAGUACAUCCCCACGCGGCUGAUGCAGUUUUUCGACGUGCUGGAAAAGUACUUUCCUGCGCAUAAGCUGCUGACUUCGGACUUUGACUGGCUGCCCCAGGCGGUGAAGGGGUUGAACGCGCCUGUUGUGCAGACGAGAUAUCACCGACGCAUGGUGCCCGUUACGACACCCCUGGUCCACCAAGGGUAUUUUGACAUCUUAUUCCCGACAGACUUCCGCAUCACAGAGGCCAUGUACCGCGCCAUCACGGGCAAACUCACCCGUGUCAUGACACACGGGGACUUUAUGCGUCGUUGGGCAUACGUAGAGGACACGGAGACGAGGAGUGGCGAGAAUCCGCUGUUGACGUAUUACAAGAAUGCUAGUGUUCUUGUUACGGUGUAA
Messenger RNA from Pochonia chlamydosporia 170, 1524 nucleotides. Its product is annotated as S-adenosyl-L-methionine-dependent methyltransferase. Gene Ontology annotation, molecular function: protein-arginine omega-N symmetric methyltransferase activity. Gene Ontology annotation, cellular component: mitochondrion. Bases 1 to 1524 code for a protein of 507 amino acids. The record is from RefSeq and is a predicted model, not a curated record. Lineage: Eukaryota; Fungi; Ascomycota; Sordariomycetes; Hypocreales; Clavicipitaceae. The transcript has 3 exons.